Messenger RNA from Parascedosporium putredinis, 1875 nucleotides. Lineage: Eukaryota; Fungi; Ascomycota; Sordariomycetes; Microascales; Microascaceae. The record is from the annotation of a GenBank genome assembly.
AUGUCGGGCAGCGCGGCGAAGUGGAAGGAGGAGCAGAUCCUCGUGAUCUGCCCCGGAAGCAGGACGACCAUGGCGCAGCUGGGAUGCAGCGAGCUGACGCCACCCAUUCAUCGGCUCCCGACGCGCAUGUUCAAGGACCCCGAAGACGGCGGCUGGAGACCGUAUCACACGUUUAAGAGGAAGAAGUCGGGCGCCGCGACGAAAGCCGCCGAGGCGAACGGCGACGAGGAUGAUUGGGAGUGGGUCGAGGACCAGGAUUCGGACGAGGGAGCGGUGUACCCUAUGCAAGCCGGUCGCAUCGUCAACAUGCCUGCCUUCCUUGCCUUUUUAGACCAUAUUCACAGCAUGCUGACGACGACAUAUCACAACACACCUAUUGUGCUAAUGGCAUCGCCUCAGUGGACGCGAGACUGCGUCGAAGAGGUCACGCGGUACAUAUUCGAAAAGACCAAGACGCCCGCCCUCUGCCUCAUCCACUCGGCCAUCGCGACCCAGUACGGCCUGCGCUGGCCCAACAUGACGGUCGUGGACAUUGGCUUCGAAAAGGUGGACGUGACAUGCAUCUACGACGGCAGCGUGGUGAACCACAUGGACCUCGGCGUGCCCUACGGCAAGGUUGAGGAUAUCCGGUCCGGCGGUGAGGUGUUUACCCGGAAACUUCUCGGCCUGCUCGGCAACAAGGGCUUCAACUAUGACAUGGCUGAGCAGCUCAAGAGGAGCGGAAUCUGCGAAGUGCUGGCCUAUAACCCGGACGUGCCCGGUUACAUGGAGUUGCCCAAGGAGAACGCGGAUCCCGCGGGGGUGCUGCGCUCGGCGCUGGUAACGAUCCUGUCAAGGGGUCCGGACGAGGAUGGCGUGCUCGACGUUGCCACCAUCGUCACGACUGGACAGACCAAGGAAUUUCUCGCCAAGAAAGAGAAGGAAAAGACCAAGACUGGAAAGAGGGGCAAGGGACAGGACGAGCAGAACGCGAGGCAGCGCUUACCCAACGCCAAGAGAAUGCGCAACGUCUUCCACUACGAGGAGGUGGUUCAAGAGGAGGUGCCUAAGCCCAAGCCCGCCCCCGUCGUUGGCGCGGAGAAGCCGGAUCCGGCGGCGGCUGCUGCACAAGGCGCGCCUCAGCCCGAGGGCGGAGACUCAUCGGCCGCCGUGAAGGCCGAGGCGCCGGAAGCGGCGCCUAAGCCCGUCGAGGAGGAGGGCCCCGUGGAGACGGAGCUCCAGGCCAAGCUGGUACGGCGCGACAUCGAGGUUGGCCUCGAGCGCUUCACGUUUGCGGACCGCCAGCAGAUUGACCGCAUCACCACGCUCAUCUGGAAGACGAUCCAGAGCAUCCCCGACAUGUUUAUGCGGCCCGCAUGCUGGGAGCACAUCGUCAUCGUCGGCAACGGUAGCCGCAUCCGGGGCCUACGCGAGAACAUUGUGCAGACGCUCAUGGCGCGCCACCUCGUCUCCCCUCACGCCCACGGGCUCCUUCACGGGCACGCCCCACCAGCUGCCGACCACGGGAGGCGGGGUCAACCCCUGCUCCAAGCCGCCACCACGGCUACCCUCAACGCGGGCCAGGUCACCGCCGCCACCGUGGGCGCCCCCGGCAGCGAGGCCGGCGGCGCGGCGGCCGGCACUUCGCACCGCUUCCACAGCCAGACGCCCACGAGCAUCAAGCUCGCCCCGUUGCCGACAUAUCUGUCCGAGUGGUCCAAGAAUGGCUACGAGGAGGCCAUGUUCCUCGGUAGUCAGGUGGCUGGAAGGCUGGCGUUUUGCCUGCACAACUUGGACGGCCCCAACUCGGAGGCCCAGAAGAAGAUGAGUCUGAGCCGUGUAGAGUACAACGAGCUUGGCCCGAAGGGUGUCCGCAAGCACUCGAUGCUCAGCUAA